Messenger RNA from Funneliformis mosseae, 168 nucleotides. Lineage: Eukaryota; Fungi; Glomeromycota; Glomeromycetes; Glomerales; Glomeraceae. The record is from the annotation of a GenBank genome assembly.
AUGUUCCAGGUCUAUGUUGGUGACUUGGAAGGUGUUCCUAGUGGAUCAAAAACUAAAAAAGCGGAUAAUAUCUAUAGCGUUAUAUCAAAGAUGCCAACAACUAGAAUCGAUCUGGGAAAGGUAGGCAAAUACGAGUUGAGUAUUUCAUUUUGUGAGAAUUUUAUCUGA